Messenger RNA from Corticium candelabrum, 1228 nucleotides. RefSeq lists its product as uncharacterized. The record is from RefSeq and is a predicted model, not a curated record. Lineage: Eukaryota; Metazoa; Porifera; Homoscleromorpha; Homosclerophorida; Plakinidae. The coding region runs from base 211 to 942 and encodes 243 amino acids. The transcript is spliced from 4 exons.
GUUCAGUGUUCAAGAAAUAGCUCUCACUAUGAAGCACAUACAACGCAACUUCCAACCACCAGUAGAAUACAAACACAAACUCAACAAAUACAUAAUCAAACAACCGACGUUUCCAGUUCAGCAGCGAACACAUUCAUUUUGAGUUACAAUGGAAGAACUGUGGCGUCGGGCAAAUCGAUAAUCACGGUAUCUGUUAGUUCCACACUAACAAUGCAAUACACUGUGACAAAUUUACACGAUAAACUAUUCGUUUGUCACAAUGAGAAGACAACGGAUCGUGUGUUUGAUCGCUAUCCAUUCCUAAUCAUACCAAACGUACAACAAUCAGACAGUGGGAUAUACGAAAUCAUAGCAAAAGAUGGGGAUGUAAAUACGAGAUUGUAUUUCAUAAUUCGAGUAAAGACAUCCUAUUCUGCAACAGCUACAUCAGAUCUAGGGAAAGGAUCGCUGCCUACGGAAAGUGUUACCACGGAUGAAACAAAUGGCUACACAAGGCGUCUCACAUCGACUAUAGUUACAAUAUCAGGUCACAAUGAGUCUAGACUACAUGUGCACGACACGUCGGAAAAAAUUGCAGUAUUGACUACAGCAUUCAUUGUCGUCUCUGUCUGUAUUCUUGUCUUUGCUCUGCCAACUGCUUUCCUUGUUUACAGAAAUCGUCAACGCUUGAAUUUGUUAAGCCGCAGGCUAGCCAACUUUAGUGAAGGAAAAAUUGGAGGAGAACAAACAAGUCCUACAGAUUCAAACGUUGAAGGCGUCAAACAAAAAGCAACUUUUAGCAAAAAUGAGGAAACAGUGAUGAUAUCGAAUUCAACGGCUGCGGACGCUGUGUACGAAUGUGUUGGAGAGGAUCGAGUGCGGCAAGUCACAGUGGAGUCAUCUCAUGAUUCACCAUCAGAUGUUACUGUUCAAGAAAAUGCCGCUUACGAAGUAGCAGUCUAAACUCAGCUAUUUACAGUGACACUUUUUGCCAAAAGUGUUUUGUAUUCACUUGACUAUAAUAUAUGACCAGCAUCCGGGUAACUGUAGAGCAGCUGCUUUUGUCAGUACUGUACUAUUAGAUGAGUGAAUGUCACAAAGACAGCAAAGUUUGCUUGUAUGGCAAAUAAAUGGCUUAAGUUGCAGUGUUGUAAUUUAUGUGGCUAGAAUCCAAAGAGAGAUCUGGGGAACGGCCUAAAUUUUAUGUCAACUAACUCCAACAAGAUCGGCAACACAUAUAAGUAUGACU